AUGGCUCCCCAGACUUGUCGGUUCUGUGGGGCAGCCAUGGACAUUCGCGACGGUCACCGUGAGUGUCCGUCUUGUUUGGGCAUGGCGCAUUUAAUGGAUGACGUUGAUUGCCCAUGUCCAACAGCCAUUGAUCUGCCUCUGGAGGAAAGGGCCCGAAGGGCUAGGCUUGAGGGGCAUUCCCAACACACUGCGGCAGCUGCUCCCCCUAGUAGGGAACGAGAGCGUCGCACGGAAAACCGCUCCCGCAAGCGUAAACAGGGGCAGUCCCAGGGGCAGGGAAAAAAACGUGCCACAGAGACUAACUCUCCGCCACUGCAGAGUCCAGCCCCACCUGUAGAUGGGGCAGGGGGGCAGGAGGAUACUCAGUGUCAAAUCCUGGCCGCCAUUCGUGGUCUGGCAGACAGGGUGAGUAGAAUGGAAGCUCAGAGAGCAGCUCCACUGACUGCGGCUUGUUCGGAGGGGAUCUCCCCUAGGGACUUGCCGGCAUAUGAAGAACAUCAGACAGAUCACCCUGAUGCUAUAUCACUUUAUGCUCAGGGUUCUCUCUUGGAGGACGAGGGUCACCCAGAGAUUGCUGAAGAGUCACAUUGCCUUAGCCUAUCUCACACAGCCAUGAUGGCUCGCAGACAGAUCUGGCUAGCUCAGACAACCCUCCCCGAGAACAUCAGGAAGGAGCUUACCAACAUGCCGGUGGUACCGGGCGCCAGGGCUCAGGUGCACAAGGUUCGGGUGAUGCUGCAGGAAGACUGCGACUGCAGCAUCAAGGGUUUCAGCCCCGGCCUACAGCAAGAGGGGCUCCUCAAAGGAGACGCCCCCCCAAGGGUCCAGGGACCCAGGGGGCCUCUGCAUAGGAGUGGUGGGGCAGCCGCCAAGGUUCACUCCCAGCUAUGCCUGGACAGCUGGGAGAAGGAAGUCUCAGACCCCUGGGUAGUGGCUACUGUUGCAAGGGGUUACAGAAUUCAAUUUCGGCGGCGGCCUCCACCUUUUUCCAGGGUCCAGAUGACGUUGGUCAAGGACCCAGUCCAGGCAAAAGUUCUGUCCGAGGAGAUUGCAAUCCUCCUUCAGAAGAAAGUAAUUGCGAAGGUAAGGCCCAGCGAACAGCAAGCUGGCUUUUAUUCAACAUAUUUCCUUGUUCCCAAAAAGGAUGGUGGGAUACGUCCCAUCCUGGACCUCCGGCGCCUAAAUACUUACAUAAAGGUUCUGCCGUUCAGAAUGCUGCACACACGGCACAUUCUAGAGUCGAUAGAGCAAGGGGAAUGGUUCACCACUAUCGAUCUAAAAGACGCGUACUUCCACGUCCCCAUUUGUCGGGCACAUUGGCAGUUUCUACGGUUCGCAUUUCAAGGGCAAGCUUACGAGUUCAAGGUCCUUCCGUUUGGUCUCUCCCUUUCUCCGAGAGUUUUCACCCGAGUGGUAGCAGCCGCUCUGUCACCACUCCAGAGGGCAGGCUUAAAGAUCCUGCCAUACCUGGACGACUGGCUGGUCUGCGCUUCAUCUCGCGAACAGGUCAUGCAGCAUACCGGGAGGGUCUUAGCUCAUGUCCAAUCCCUUGGUUUCAGGGUGAACUUAAAGAAAAGCAACCUCGAACCGAGGCAGGAAACAGUAUUCUUGGGACUUUGCCUGAACUCACUUAUGAUGAAGGCGUCCCUUACCCCUCAGAGGGUUGCGAGAAUCCUAACGGUCUUGCGUAUCUUCCGACUGGGCAAACGCCUACAGUUGGUUCACUUUCAGAGACUGCUGGGGUUGAUAUCAGCAGCAGUGUUGGUGAUUCCGCUGGGCCUGCUCAGGGCUCGGCCCCUACAGCGGUGGCUGAAUGCGUUCAACCUCCAUCCACGGAGGGACAGGCAUGUGAAGCUCAGAGUGACUCAGUCAUGUCAGAGAGCUCUGAGCCCAUGGAGGGACCACAAGUUGCUCACACAAGGUGUACCCUUGGGCAAUCUGCCUUCAAGGAGGACUUUGGUGUCCACAGAUGCCUCCAUGACAGGCUGGGGAGCAGUCUGGGAGGGCAUAAUGGCGAGAGGUGUUUGGAAACCUCCAUGGGACACCGAACACAUCAAUGUGCUCGAGCUGAGGGCUGUGCAUCUGGCUCUCAGGGCCUUUCUCCCAUUCAUACGCGGCAGGCAUGUCCUGGUGAAGUCGGACAGCUCUGCCGCAGUUUACCAUGUCAAUCAUCAAGGAGGCACGAAGUCUCUGCGUUGCCUCAAGGUUGCACAGAGGCUUCUGCCUUGGGCUUUUCCACGUCUGGCCUCGCUAAAGGCUGUCUAUGUACCAGGGGUGCUGAAUCGGGCUGCAGACCUCCUCUCCAGAUCGGGGCCUCUCCCGGGGGAAUGGAGACUACACCCAGAGGUGGUGGCGAGUUUGUCGACUCAAUUUGGCAUGGCUCAGGUAGAUCUGUUCGCAUCCAAGGAGACAGCCCAUUGCCAGCUGUGGUUUUCCCUGAGGCCUCCAGGCGGUCCUCUGGGCCUGGAUGCUCUGUCUCACGAGUGGCCGAAGGGGUUACAGUACGCUUUUCCCCCACUACCAUUGAUUCCUCAUGUGUUGGACAGAAUCAACCGGGGGCACUACAAGGUUCUGUUGGUAGCCCCACGGUGGCCGGGGAGACAUUGGUUUCCGGCCCUCCUUCGCCUGGUUCACGGCCGACCUUGGCCCUUGCCACUCAGGGCGGACCUUCUGUCCCAGGCGGGAGGAAAAAUUUGGUAUCCCAAGCCAGCUGUUAUGCAGCUGUGGGCUUGGCCCUUCUCAGUCCGUCUCUCAUGA
Messenger RNA from Sebastes umbrosus (honeycomb rockfish), 2757 nucleotides. RefSeq lists its product as uncharacterized. The transcript is spliced from 3 exons. The coding region runs from base 1 to 2757 and encodes 918 amino acids. Lineage: Eukaryota; Metazoa; Chordata; Actinopteri; Perciformes; Sebastidae. The record is from RefSeq and is a predicted model, not a curated record.